AUGUCUUCUGACGAUGCUUCAUCACCUUCCAAUUACAAACACGCAGCAUCCAGUUUCGCAGACGUUUUCAGAACAUUAGGCGUUGCCCGUUCAAAAUCGCUUUCGCCAAUCUCAGUGAGAGAGACCAGUGAUACAUUGUCGCAGGCGUCGGAUGGACAUAGGAAUAGCUGGAUUGCUCUUGGGCUUGAAUCAAUGCAUCGCGGCAGUGUUGUUUCCAGCUCUUCAGACGCUUCUGGUGCGCCAGAUUUCGAGACGUCUAUAAGGAACUUGGCUCAGAAACAAAACUUAGCUCAUGCGAUCGACGAGGCAGAGCAGGUGUCAAAGUCACUUCACUGGUUUACUUCCGAGCAAUCUCUAGCUCUGUGGGAGGCUGGCUCUCAUCUGAUUCACCAUGCGACCUCUCCGGAAGCCCGGAGAAGUGGCUCGCUAUUAAUGGAAGCUAUCGCAGCGCGCCAAGACCUAUCUCCAGCUGCAAGAAGAGCGGUCUUUGAGUUGAUAUCAUGUCCCUCAGAGUCCGACGUAGUGCCUGCGCGUGUAGUCUCGCUGAUCUCCCUUUCCGAUCAUGGAAGAAAAUUAGAGUUCGCUUCUUCAUCCAUUAUUCCGAUCAUCUCAUCAUGUGUGGUCCCGCUCUAUGAACUGAUUUCAACCGCUCGACUAAAAGCGAGAAAAGCCAAAGUCUCGAAACCUAAUGGACUGGCCUAUGACGAUGCAGUCCUAGAUGACUUGCUGCAGUUUGCUGUUGACUUAAUCACUCUGCAAAGGAAACCCCCAAACAGCGAAGAGAUUCGAUCGUUGCUAUAUCAACUCUUUAUUAUCUGCAAGAAGACAAGCGUUGCAGCCGACAUCAAAAACUCUUUGGCUGUGUUUGAGGCUAUAAUCCUCUAUUCGGACGUCCCGGAUGAGAGCUUCGUUCCAAUGCUAGAGGUGCUAUGCAACAUCUAUGCCUCGGUCAAGUCGCUGUCUGGCCCCACGUCACGGACCGUGCGUAAUCUCGCCAGGUCAAGGAGGCAGGAUGAAAUGGUGAAUAGUCUCUAUGGGUUUUUAUUUGGAUCUUCUGAAGAGCAAGGGCGAAGCCUGAACAUUCUACGUGGAACCGUCCACGUAUUUACUGAUCUUAUCCGUGCGUAUGGUCAGGAUGGCAUGCCUCGGCUUCAAUUUGAGCAGUUGAUGGACUCUCUAUUAGUUGUCCUAAAAAAGGAUGAUGGCAAGCUAGAAGCAGACGUUUUGGAUCUGUGCCUGAAUGUUCUUGAAGGCGACUUUUUCCACGUGGCUCUAGAAAGAGAUUGGUCGGUUUUCAUCAACAUAAUCGUCUCAUGUUCGCUCAGAGCCGUUGAGGAAUCUGGAGAGUGUUCAGCGUCAAGCUCCAGUUCACAGCUAUCAUACCCAAGAGGAAGUGUGUUGGAUGAUACAAGGUCCAGCAUUUUAGCCAACGUUAUUCAAAUCGCCUCCGCCUUAGAGACAGUUUGGGAGCGCAUGAACCGACAGCAAAGGCUGGAAGCCACACGCUUCCUGAUGAGCGUCUGUCAACAUGUUGAGCCUCCCCAGGCUGAGCUUAUCCUGAAUACAAUGAGGGGUGAAAAACUUUGCUUCCCUGAGAACCCCGAUUGGAUACGGCAUUGUCAGAGGUUGAUCCGCUGUUUCGUUCGAUCUCGCACUAAGCCAUCAGAGAUUCGCAUCCUAGCUUUGGAUACAGUGAAGGAAGCUUUCACGAACUACGAUAAUUUGUCCCAAUUUCGAGCGCAUGGGCUUCUUAAUUCCAUGCUGGAAAACUUCUCUGAUGAGGAUGAUAUUUUGUUCCUGGAGUCACUCGUAUCGUUUGUUGUCGAUACUUCUAUCCUUGUUGACGACGAAACUUCCUUCGUAUUUUUAGUAGACACUCUGGGUUCGCCAAUGAACAAGGAUCUGAGCAAAGACGGACCGCAUGGCGCGGAGUCGCCAACAUUAGUCUCCCCGCAUUCCCCAUCGACUGGCAGCAUGUUGGAGUCAUCUUUAGCCAACGUUUGUGCCGUUGGCUUGGUCAAGGUGUUUCUUCGUUCUUUGAACUUGUCGGCGAGCAAAGCAAUUUUGGUUUUCGAGGCGCUUCUGAAGAUAGCUCAGGCCUCGGAGAGACCAGUAGACUCUCGCUUAACAGUGCUCAAGGUGUUAUUUAGGCUCCGGUGUGACUCUUCAGGGUCUAUCGCAGUCCUGUCUGUUUCCGAGAAUGACUUCUUGAUGAACGUUUCUGCUCGAAAUGCUGAUUCCGGGCCCAAGCCACACGCUACUGCCGAUGACCACACAGGAGACUACAGUGCAGAUAAUGAUAACCAACGGGCAUCGAUUUCCGGUAAACUAUCAACGAAAGACAGUGCUAGUAUUUCCUCAAAGUCUUCUGGGCGAAAUGCAGGUAUCCCUCUACGUGCGCCAAAGUUGACACCACCAGUCUGGACACAUACCUCUUCCCAGGUGCUUCCUGAACAACCACCCGAUGAAUCAAGCCCGUUUGUAUAUGCUUAUACAACAUCAGACACAUCACAGCAUCUAGAAUCGGAUCCAGCGCAGAAGGUUACAUUGAAAGCCAACAUGUGGUUAGAAACCGUCAUCUCGCUGUUGCAUCGCGAUACCAACUGGGAAAUUUACAGUUAUGUUCUCACUCAUCUCGCACCACAACUUCGCAACAGAGAUUUCUUUAAUAAUGCGGUUCCUCAAGUCAAGCUGUUGCGUAGCAUACUGUGUGACCAGGUCAAGAACGAUUCCUUCCGUGAACCCCCAGUAUCGACUGGCGUGAAAAAGACUGAUGUAGCGGGAUAUAUAUUCGACACCCUGUGCGUACUAAUUGGCUAUCAUGAGUUCUUCGCUAAAAGCGAAGAAGACGAACUUGUGCGUUCGUUUAUGAUGGGUAUCAUUGGAUCCUGGGGAGGUACUUCUCGUGGAUGCAUUCACGCCCUCUCCGUCUGCUGUCAUGAAAUCCCACUUUCUGUGACAAAAUCAUUGAACGGAAUCCUUGACAAGAUGUCUAAAGUGAUCACAUUGGCCAACCUCGCAGUACAUAUCCUGGAAUUCCUUGCAUUACUCGCACGAUUACCUGACGUUUAUAUCAAUUUACGAGAAGAAGAGAUUCGUACUGUCUUCGGCAUUUGUAUUCGCUUUCUACAGACUUCUAGAGAACAGCGCUUCAAAGCUUCGGAGUCAACAAACCGGAACCCUCAGGUGUCUGCGAAACUCGGAAGUGGCGUGCGAGAGACGGCUGCUCUUCCUGCCGAGAUGUCGGACCCAUCUCUUCAGGACGGAAUGUCAAGAUAUAUUUAUACUCUGACGCACCACGUGAUGGUGUUUUGGUUCCUAUCGUUAAAGUUACAAGACCGGGCGAAGCAUGUCAAUUGGAUCACCAGCAGGCUUAUAUUUAAGGAUGAACACGGAAAAGAGAUGGUCGAAGAACAGAGUCAAGUUUUUCUUGACUUGAUGCAAAGAGUUGCUUUUACCGAUUUGGGCGAAACUAUUCCAUAUGCAACAUUCCCCCCGACCCCGGCGGAUGGCCCUGUAUCAAAGAAGUCAUGGGUCGUGGGCAUGAGCAUAGUCACUGUGGAAAUAGCUGGAGUGUCUGGCCUAACUCAAAUCACGAAAAGGCAAGCAUCAGGAACUACGUAUGCUAUGUACCAGCAACGGACUGCUCCUGUCCUUCCACAUCAGGUUCCUCCAACACCCGAUGCUCAUCUGCAUGGUGACGGCAUGCGCACUGCUGUCCUUCCUAGUCACGUCAUGCUUCAGCUAACAACUACAGCCUUCCCUACGCCUACUGCGAUGCAGCCAAUUCCCCUGCCCGAGGAUGACAUCACUCGUCGGGCACUGAGCACCUUCGACCGUAAUGAUAUUGUGGAUGGACACAAGAUCGGCGUCAUCUACAUUGAUGAUGUGCAGACGACAGAGGCGGAUAUUCUUUCCAAUACCAGUGGUAGUCCCGACUAUGAGUACUUCUUGUCAAGACUUGGAACGAAAGUUCCACUCAGAGGUGCUCAAUUCAAUACACAGGGGUUGCAUCCUGAUAUAGACGGAGAAUCUACCUACGCCUGGCGUGACCGAGUCACGGAAAUCGUUUACCAUGUAGUAACAAUGAUGCCUACCAAUUUCGAUAACGACCCUUCCUGCAUCAACAAGAAACGCCACAUAGGAAAUGAUUUUGUCAACAUCAUUUUCAACCGAUCAAACAUUCCGUUCAACUUUGAUACAAUUCCAUCACAAUUCAAUUUCGUGAAUAUCGUUAUUAGUCCUGUGUGCCGUAUCGCGAGUGGGUUUGAGCCUGCAAACAUGGACCCGGAAGGCUACGAGAAGCUCUUUUACCACGUCCAGGUAAUGAGCAAACCCGGCUUUCCAGAGAUAUCACCUGCUGCCGCGCCCAAGAUAAUCUCUGGAAAGAAUCUGGCCGCCUUUGUGCGCUUUCUUGCCCUAAAUGCUUCGGUUUUUUCGCUAGUGUGGAACAGUCAGGGGGGCGAGCAUAUUUCCUCAUGGCGAAACCGGUUACGAGAGAUCAAAAGACUUCGGGAGCGAGCCUUAGGUUCUCAAAAUCAGACCUCUGAUACCGCAGAGGGCGCUUAUCCAGGCCAACGCCGCAACACGAAGGCUAACAUAUUCUCCGAAGAACUGCCAUCACGUAGUGCCCCGGCACAGUCAGAUUUUGCUACCGACUGGAAUGCGUCUGCGGAUGCCAAUAUCCUCCAAAACUUGGAUUUCUCUCGAUGGGGACGGUGA
Messenger RNA from Aspergillus bombycis, 4722 nucleotides. RefSeq names its product putative GTPase activating protein (Tsc2). The transcript has a single exon. The coding region runs from base 1 to 4722 and encodes 1573 amino acids. Lineage: Eukaryota; Fungi; Ascomycota; Eurotiomycetes; Eurotiales; Aspergillaceae. The record is from RefSeq and is a predicted model, not a curated record. Gene Ontology annotation, molecular function: GTPase activator activity. Gene Ontology annotation, biological process: negative regulation of TOR signaling; positive regulation of GTPase activity; regulation of small GTPase mediated signal transduction. Gene Ontology annotation, cellular component: TSC1-TSC2 complex; cytoplasm; nucleus.